AAAGCUGGAAAUCGUCGGAAGUCAACAAUGCCAGCAAUUCAGCAAGAAGCUAGGAAGCACGAGCUUACGAAAAGGGAGAAAGCUCUUUGGUCGAGGGAAUACCACUUUUAGAUAUCACUUCCACUCCAAGGAAACCAAGUCAAGGUCAACUUUACCUGCUCCCCAUCCAUCGAAGCUCGAACUUCUUGUUUCAACAACGGCAACACCGAAUCUUCAUCGUCUUGCCAACUUAUCAAGCUUAACAAGAAACAACACGCUCCCUCGGAAUGCCGUUUGUCGACGAGCCUCUACCUCCUCCCGGCAAGCACCAUGCUUUGUUAUUUCCGGAGGACUUAAUUUCCUCCCUCCUCGAAUGGACUCCCGAGAUCUUGCUGGAUGAGCACCAUUACGAUGAGGAUAUCCGUGAGCUUCCACACUUCCCGCUGCUUCAAUCCGCCGAAGCUUGGAAGGCGGCGUACAAGCCCGCCAUUCGAGUCGAGCUUCAUAGCGGACUCUGUCAAGCCAUUCAGAGACCUGACAAGCUUACCCGUCCCAUGUGGGCUACCGACAUCGAGGACGCCACCAUCAGAUCCACCAUCAAAACUCUGGGAGACCGAGCCGUAGUCCUCAAAUUCGAGUUCAAGAAAGAUCCUCAUCUUCGAUCGCAAGACUUCGUCUACGUCUCUCCCUCGGCCAAACCUUGGGAGGAGACUGCGGUCAUGUGCGCGGCCGGCAUCGUCCACACCCAAACGAAGUACGAGGACAUGACGGAUAGGUAUGGUCCUGGCAACCACAAUUCCUCCUUCAAAGAACGUUGGGAGGUCUUAGUCGAGGUCUCGCGCGGCUACGCCGAUGUCCUUGAGAUGCUUGGCGCGGGCGGACAGCUCAAGAUCAUCCUGGUCUCUUCGAUCGCGUCUGGGUACCGAAUCUUCAAAGCCCUCUGCGAUCCGGAGCACUCCGAGCUGUUGAUGCAGCACGUCCUUCGUCCCGGUCCAGUCGAAAACACCGCUUCUCUCGACAUCUCCCCCCAGCAUGCGGAUGUCAUUGAGUACUUGGCAGCCAAUAACAAGGCACUCAACCACUCCCAAAAGCUGGCGGUACACGCAGCAUUGCGUCCACUCAUCGUCGACUGCAAGCAUCCCAUUCUUAUCCAUGGUCCCCCGGGUACAGGGAAAACCCACACGCUCUCGACCAUGAUUCUUGCGAUCAGCAUGUCGUAUCCCGGACAAACUAUUCACGUCUGUGCUCCUAGUAACGCAGCUGUCAGAGAAGUGGCAAUUCGGCUUCUACGCGAUUCGAAGAAGACGCGCUUGCUGCACCCGUCUCAGCUUUGUCUGUACGGAAACGAGGAUAGUGUGGACACUGCCGACGACAUCGAUUUGAUCUUUUACGAGAUGAGGUACCGUCGCCUUCGCAAUUUCGACAUCAAACUUGCGGAAUUCAAGCAGAAUAUGGACGGGUUUCACGUCUACAGGAGCGACGGAACCGAUCACAAGCCUUCCAUCACCGAAACAUGGUCAUGGCGGAUCGAGACUGUGGCCCAAGGUUGCGUCUUGAUGCUGACAAUCGUGACCGAUCUGACCGAAACUUAUGUCAGCUGUCGCGAACAAGCCGAGCAAUGCUUGUCAUUGCUGAAACAAUGGCGCGAUGCCGUCGAGGUCGAUACCAAGUCGCUGGCGGAUCUUCAAGGAAACUUGAUCGCUCAGGUCCAGGAACUCUUGCCGCAAGUCCGGCUUCGGAAACCUCUCCGAUCGGAGGAUCUUGAUGCCGUGCUCAGCAACGCCGCUAAAGUGGUCUUCUCUACUGUCAAUUCAGCCGGAGGCAGAGCGCUUAAAUCGUCGUUCAAGAAACGCCCGCUCAUCAUACUCGACGAAGCUACCCAAACUGUCGAGCCGGAAAUGGCGAUAUUGCUUCGUCGCAACAUCCGCGGUCUAGUCGCUAUCGGGGACCCCCAGCAAUUACCGUCCGUCAUCUCAAACCAAGAUCUACGCAUCAAGGGAUUCGCAACCUCUAUGUUUGAGCGUCUCCUAAGAGCUGGCAGCACACAUACGUUGCUCGAUGUUCAGUACCGCAUGGAUCCGAUGAUCUCGAUGUGGCCCUCGGACGCUUUCUACGACUCUCGGAUCGUAAACGGAGACAACGUCCGAUCUGAUAGCCGCUCUCCAACUUGGCAGAAGACCUCAGAGCUCAUAACUGCGCCUUACACAUUUCUUAACAUACCCGGAGUAGAGGAACGCAACGACGACACGCGAAGCUAUAAGAACGUUGUCGAGGCAGAUAUCAUUGUCGGCUUUUUGAAGGGCCUCAUGGCCAAAUUCAAGGAAGCCGCAUACAAUGGCGUUAUCGAAAUCGGCUGCGUUACGGGAUACACGGAACAGGUACAACUGUUGAAUCGAAAGAUAUCCAGCGCCAUGCCGUCAGCCAAGUUUUGGGAAACUACGUCUCGGAUCAAUCGGAUCGAGAUCUCCUGCCCCCCUGAUUGCGCUGUCAUUGUAGACAUUGCAUCGGUAGAUGCGUUUCAGGGCCAGGAACGUGAUAUUAUGCUGUUCGCAACAACCCGAGCGAAUCCGCAGAAAAACAUCGGUUUUCUCAGCGACCCCAGGCGAUUGAACGUCGCGCUAACGAGAGCGCGCUAUGUACUCAAAGUAUUCGGCAACGCUUCUACGCUGUCCUCGUCCCCCACAUGGGCUGCUCUCAUCAAGAACGCUCGAGAGCGCGGCUUUUACCAAGAAGCUUCAAGUAACCUGGUAGACCUACACAUCGGGUCCAAGAAAAUUGUGGCUGCGAAAAGGGACGAGAGAGUCGCCGUACUCCAGGCUAAGCCCUCUUACCAGCCGGUACGGGUGGCCGAUGGGAUCGACAAACUUGCGGAUGUGAAUCUAGAUCUGGGAGCCGACUCGGCCUGGCGGGCAGUCUUCACCAAGGCGUGUAAACAGCAAACGCAAGAUUUGGACAAGGGAGCAGUCAACAAUCUAGUCCAGUGCUUCAACGUUUUCCUCAAGGGAUACUCUAGACGUGCAGCCAAAUUUGGUUAUGAUAUCAGGGGUCGGCCUGCGUUCGUCAAGCGCGUGCCAAUCCACGAUCGCACGCUGCUGUGGAGCGUCAAAGCUUUGGCCAGCUCCAAACCGGUUGUCUCCACCGAGAACAAAUACAUCUACGUCCAAACUGUUUGGAUCUGGGCAUUUCCCUUAACUAGCGCACUGAACGAUACGAUGCGAUGCAUUGCCAACGCCUGUAAGGCCUUUACGGACGAGUAUCUGGAUCUCUGUGCGGCUGAAAAUUGGGUCGAUGGGAAGGCGUUGCCCUUGACGUUUGCCCGCGACGAGCGCAUCGUCGAGAGGACACGCUGUGACGCUCAAGCUCCAGGGAAGCUCCCAACGGAGAUCAACGAAUUAGAUCUUGCGAAAGCUUACGAGUUCACACCCCGUGUUCACAAGGCUUUAGUCAAAGGCUUCUUGUCCCGCAUGGAGCUCCCUUUCGUGCUAUCUUCGGAGGAAACGGCCCUGGUGCACGACUCUUCAAGCACUUUUGUUAUAGGUCGCUCGGGGACGGGCAAAACCACCGUCAUGGUCUUGAAGAUGUUCGUAAAAGCAGAAAGUACAGAAGGGAAGCGAUGUCCGCAGAUGCUUUUGACCGCGAGUCCGAAACUCUGUCUAGCAAUCAAAGAGCACUUCGUCAGACUGCGACAAAGCUGGGAGACGUGCCCAGAAUCUUCACAACGAGUCACACUUACCGAUGACGCUAAUGACGAUGUGUUCGCGGAUUCGGAAGAUGUGCCGAUGUUCCAGGAGCUAAAGGACCAGGAUUUCCCUCUUUUCUGGACCUUCGGGUACCUGCUUCGAGUCCUGGAUCAGUCUAUUCCUGGACAUAGAUUCUGGGGCUUCAAGAGAAUUGAGUCAGGAUUCGGUAAUCCCGCCGAAGUGGAUUGGGAGCGUUUCCAAACGCACUACAUGCAUCGCAUGCCGCUGCUGGCCCAAAAGAAAUUCGUUGGAGGAUCCGUACUUUUCGGCGAGUUCCAAACGGUGAUUAAAGGUUCCUUGGAAGCCGUGGAAAAGGCAAGAUCCCUGUCAAGGCCGCAGUACCUCGAGACACACAAUCGUCGCGACAACAUGUUGAGCCAAGCAGACAUGAAUUUAGUCUACGACUGCUUUGAGGUUUACAAAUCAGCAACUCAGAACGACAAUGAGUGGGACUCCACUGACGCGGUCAUUAAUCUCUACUCUCGCUGCCGAGACCAUCCAGAGGUAUGCCAAACGUUUGAAUUGGAAACCCUCGCUAUAGAAGAGGUUCAGGACCUGAACACGGCUUCCUUGGCAUUGCUCAAAUAUCUUUUGAAUGGCCCAGGCGCUUCCGAAAUCAUCCACUAUGCCGGUGAUGCAGCCCAAGUGAUUAAUUCAGCGGCGAACUUUCGGUUUGCGGACCUCAAAAGUCUAUACUUUACGAACUACCUGCCGCACCUGGCUCUGUCGGAUCCAAUGGUCGCACGGAAGCUUCUACAGACUGGCGGAGCCGGAGAGCUGGUUCCCAAGCUGAAACCGCUCACCAUGAAUUAUCGCUCGGUCGAACCCAUUGUUGCGCUGGGAAAUGCUGUCUUGCAGUCUAUCACCAAGUUCUUCCCGUCCAGCAUCGAUCGGCUUGCGCCAGAUCGUGGCCUAGCAGGUGGCGGUUUGCCUGUAUUUCUCGAAAACAUGAGCGUUGAGGCAUUCUUAGCGCGCGUGGUAGGAGCCGUGGAGGAUGUGAACGUAGAGAAUAUCGAGUUCGGGGCGGAUCAAGCCAUAAUAGUUCGAAACGCGGCCGCUAAGAAGUGCGUCAAGGCGUCAAUCGGACCGAGCGCAAUCGUCCUAGAUAUUAAAGAGUGCAAAGGGCUUGAAUUCGAGGAUGUAAUUUUGUACAACUUUUUCGCUGACUCGCCUUUCCAGCGAUGGCGAAUAUUGUUUUCGCAAGAGGGACAUGAAACAGGAUUCGAUCGCAUGGGCGACCAGGCGCUGCUCUUUGAGCUGAAGCAACUAUAUGUGGCCGUGACUAGAGCGCGCUCGAACUUAUGGAUCUAUGAUCAGAGCGAAAGGGGAGAGGUCGUUCGGCUCGGUCUACAGGAGCAGCAGCUGGUUACCACCCUCGGUCCAGCUGCCAACGGUGAAGUGUCAAUUCCACUUGCCAAGAGAUCGACCCCGCAAGAGUGGCUCGAAGCUGGGCUCCGCUUCAUGACCGCCGAAGACUACGAGCGCUCAGUUGCCUGCUUUGUCAAAGCCGGAAACGUGGAGAAAGAGCAGGAGGCGCGGGCAUAUUUGCAUAUAGGGGAAGCAUUGCGCUUGGAAGGUCUUAGCAAGCCUUCAGACAAGAAGAAAGCGUCGCGUGAGCGAGAAAGCGCGGCGAAGCUCUUCGCGAUCUUAAGGAUGUUUCGCCGUGCUGCAACACAGUACCAAACGGCUGCCCUGCAUCUAUCUAGCACACAAUUGUUUCUCACAGCCGCAGAUUGCUGGGAAUCCUGCGGCAAAUCGACGGGCACAAGCAGAGCUUUGUUGUAUUGCUUGAAUGCAGCAGGAUCGCCCGCAUACUCCAGGCUACUUUCUACUCUAGAGCUCGACUGGAUUGUUCGCGAUGAAGAAUACAAGCGGAUCUUCGAAGACUUCGCCUACAAAUAUGGAGAAGAAGCGAGCGACCGCCACGUCACCAGACUUGCAAGUCUUUUCCAGACUUUCGAUGAGAGAGUAUCGUUUCUAGAGGACUUGGGUCGGAAGUCCUUGGUCGAAGAAUUACUCAAAGUGGACAAAGCAUGGGAGCGGCUGGCCGCGAUCCACGAGGAACGUCUCGAGCUCGACAAGGCUAUGGAAUUUUGGAAGUCUGCUGGAAGAGAUGACGUUCUCCGCGACUGGGAACUCGUUCAAGAGAACGCUAGGCUUUGGAGAGCGCGACAUCUUCUGACUCGAGAAACAACCCUCAUUCAAACCGCCAAACACGUUGGAGAAGAUGGACUUAACGCGGCCAGCCAGCCCUACUUCGAGUUAUGCGAUUUUUCGAGAUGUCUUCAGAGUCAGCAUCACCUCCUGAGCGUUCGCAAAGUGGAACCGAGUGCGGCCUCUGCUCGCGCUCUCCUCUCCCUGAUUCAGCAGUGGCACCGAAGAUUCGACGACUGGAGUGAAUACGCAUCACAUCUCUGUAGUGGUAGCGUCCCCACUCCCGACCACAUGAAGGCAUUAGGGAUUUAUCCAGCUCGAUUCGGCACAGCCAUACAUUUGGUGCCGCAAUGUCAACAGAAAAAAUGGCGUGCCCUCGACACUUCGCCCUGCGUCGAAGGGACCAUGCAUCGUCUCCCGAUGACCACAGCUCAGCUGACACCAAUGCUAGGCGCCUUCUGCAAACGCGUUAUUAAAGAGGCCGAGCGGAAAGCCUACGAGAUUUUGGCCUUCUUGGCCAGGUUCUGCAACUCCCUCCCCGCCACCGAAGGGCACUUUGAUUUGCUGGUCGAGAUAGCCACCACUUUUGGAAUCCAUAUGAUGAGACAUUGCAAGCCGGACGGACCUUCCACAGACAAGUUCAUCAAGAACAUGGAUGACAUAGUCUUUCCCCUCGAUCCCGCUUCCCCUCGCGCAUGUCACGCAUCCUCAUGGUUAUCACGACAAACAAGUCAGGACUUCUUGCGUAGAGUGAUCGUGUACCGCCAAGGGAUCGAGUAUGCCGCUCGCCCGGAUCUUGCCGUCAUUGCGCUCAAAUGGACAUGCCGAGAACGCUCGCUCGAGCAUCUGGAUCCAAAUCACAUCCUCAUGACCAACUUGAUGGAGGCUGUUCGAUGGAGCGUUUGCGAACCGGACGAUAACAUACGUCCCAUGGCAGAAGCGGCCGUGUGUUUGUCGAGAUUCUUCCACAACAGUCUGCCUUCGCUGGUUCGCUCUCUUCCGCAGCCGGGUAGACCUGAAGGUAUAAGGUCGCGAUCGACUGCGCAGAACGCACUUUCGGCCAAGUCCCAGCUGUUUGUUUUCGACAAACUGUUUUUCAUCAGUAUAGCGUUAACAGAUCGCUUUUAUGAAACGGUGAUGCCUGCAAGGCUCGUCACGGCCGAAAUCAUCCAAGGCGGGCAUAGUUCUGGGAUCGCAGCACUGCUCAAACGUCAAGUCGGGAGCUCCUGUUACGCGGACGCGACCAACUAUUGGAAGAUUGAUCCCUUCAGCAAAAUUCGUUGGGACCUACAAGGAUUCCUACUCCGACACCUUCAAGACCACCGGCAUUUGGCCUGCAUCACCGAAACGAUUGAUCCGAAAGACCGAGUCGCUUAUGUGAAACGCCUGAUCGUACUGGCAAUCUGCUGUUGCUGCUCGCAAAACUUCUCUGGCCAGGACGGCCAACUCGCACAGACGGAUCUUUUUUCACUUCGAGCUCUACCACGUCUAUGUGACAGCUUCGAAUGGAGGGCUCUCCGGCCAAUUCUUAGCUCUUUGACUGGCGCCGAGGAACGAAUCGGACCGUUCAUCGAUAGAUUGGUGAAGGUUGCGGCCGCAUUCGGAGACCCUUUGCAGGUUGUUAUAGAUCCCAUCAAGUGGAUGAAAAAACACGUGACUGGAUCCUGGCUUCGGUCCGCCAUCCCGAAGAUAUUCGUACGAGCUGUCGAAGGGAAGCUGGAGACUUCGACCACCCAGCAGUUCCUCAACAGUGCGGUUCAGACCAACCCUACAAACCAGAAGUCUGCGGAAGUGGAAGGCGAUGAGGUGGAAGUCACGGACGAAGCAGAAGGGCAGGACACGUUUCAAGCAUCGACACGCAAAUUGGACGACAUCGAGGCGGAAGUUCGUAAUGCUCAGCAAAACCCCAUCGUGCUUCGAUAUCUCCGUCGGUGGAUCCAGCAAUACUCAGUCUUCCAGAAAGUCACAAAUCGCUUGACUGGUGCGGAUCGCAAGGUUUUCCGUCAACUGAACGGGAUGAAGCUGCGUCCGACCCAACGAUUCGCUCUGUUCAGCGAAGCGUGCCGAGCUCUUUCGCACGUGAGCGAAUCAUGCUACGAGGAUGCGCGGGUGGUCUUGCUGUGGUUCAAGGCGGAUCGAGCUUUCCAGAAGUCUAUCGUCGAGAGCCACAACAAAGGUAGUCCGGCGAAAUGGCUCAAGGACUUCCGUGCCGCUCUCAAAGUCAUCGAGACCUUGAUGGACGACUUGCGGGCCCUUUUGGUUGUCCAGGGCGAGGCCGGACUCGACGCUCUCGAGAUCAUUGUUCGCUCUGACAAGCUCGUCGGGGCUGUCAAGGCUUUCGAGCAGGAGAACAAGCGCAUCAUCGAUGCAUGUUACAAGAAGAAGGGCAUCGUGAGGGAGGAGCAGUGAUGAGAUGGCAGAACGCACGGAAACGAGGGAAGUCGUCGCUCGGAAGGAUAUAGGACACGGGGCAUGACUGAUUCAGAUACUCAAUCCGCUAACCAUGUACGCGGACCUAUGCUAAAGAUUCUGUUGUAUUACUACUACGAAUGCGUCCCUUCGAGGCCACUAUACGGAAUACCAUCUUUAUGCUUG
Messenger RNA from Filobasidium floriforme, 8468 nucleotides. RefSeq lists its product as uncharacterized. Bases 267 to 8282 code for a protein of 2671 amino acids. Gene Ontology annotation, molecular function: helicase activity; ATP binding. The transcript has 9 exons. The record is from RefSeq and is a predicted model, not a curated record. Lineage: Eukaryota; Fungi; Basidiomycota; Tremellomycetes; Filobasidiales; Filobasidiaceae.